Messenger RNA from Diaporthe batatas, 4296 nucleotides. RefSeq lists its product as uncharacterized. Lineage: Eukaryota; Fungi; Ascomycota; Sordariomycetes; Diaporthales; Diaporthaceae. The transcript has 5 exons. The coding region runs from base 1 to 4296 and encodes 1431 amino acids. The record is from RefSeq and is a predicted model, not a curated record.
AUGGCCACCAAGAGUCUUCAGCAGGCACCCAACGGUCCAGCUCAUGGCCAUCGAGACCAAGAGCUCGAAAUGAACGACUUGAUGAGCAAUAUCAAUGACGUCGUGAGCCGCAUGGCAACGAAGAGCAAGAAGCGAGGCCUAGAACUGAGCAAGAAUCCUCAGCUCGAUGACAUUCAAACAGCAUUGAGUGAAUUGGGGUACACCCAUUCUGAAUCGUCCGCGGAGGCAACCAGAGGCGACAAGGUUAGACGCGGCCUAGACCGAACCCUUGAAUGCAUCCAGACUCUGGGAGAGGUUGCGACUGGGACUGCCGUUGGUGUCAGCGAACCUGCAAAGGCAUGCUACAAUGCUGUAAACUUUGUCAUCAAAGCUUAUCAGAAUUACAAGCGAUCGUUUGAAACACUCGCUCAGCUUUUGGAGAUGUGUUUCGCUUCGGUUGAGCAAAUCGAUGUUGCGUAUCGCGAAGUAUCGAUCAAGCCGAAGCUGAGAAAGGCCGCCUGCAAGCAACUGAAGGUGUUUGUGGACACUUGCGAAUAUGCUUUCAAUCUACGAUACAGUCGACGUUCCAAGAUGAAGUUGCUCCUUAAGAUAACUUUUCUCAACGACAAUGAGGUCCAGAAGCUUCUGGAAAAACAAAAGUCUUCGACACAGGAUCGGGUUGCAGAGACCAUUACGAACAUGAGCUUCAAUCUCGACACAGUUGUCAAAUCUGUUAUGGACACGGAAGUCACCACCAAAGAGUAUAUACGCAUGCAGAGAGAAGGUCAGGAUAACAGAGAUCGGACAUCCAGACUUCUCAAAGCCUUUAACUUGCAUGGGUCUUUGAUCGAUUCUGCACAGGGCAAAAUACCUAACCCUGUCUGGGAGAAGCCUUUUCGCUCUCAUUGCGAUCAGAUGCUGAAAGACACAGGCUUGUGGCUUCAAGAGCACACUCGAUUCUCUGAAUGGGCUUACAAACACGAUGCUACGGCGCGUAUUCUGGGCGUCACUGGUGGUGAAGGCACUGGGAAAUCAGCACUGGCAGCCUAUAUCAUCCAUUGUUUGCGGCAAAGACGCAGCGACACCAAUGUACGGUCUUAUGUGUCGUACUAUUUCAUGAAGAGAGACUCGAAGGAAGAACAAGACAACAUCGCAUCCACCAUCUCAGGAAGCCUGCUGUGGCAGCUCGCUGAGUCCUACCAGCCCUUCUUCAAGUCAGCGUCUAGCAAAUGUGACAAUAUCGACAGCGCAUAUGAUUUAUGGACGAAUCUUCUUUUCAAUAACGAAGAACUCUUCAAGUCGGAUUCCGUCUUUUUCUUCGUGUUUGACGGGUUCACGGAGAGCGUGCAUUUGAACUUCCUGGGUCAGUUGCUAGACAAGUUGGAUCAAGCAAAGUUUCCACCUCAUCGGAUCCGGCUGCUGAUUACGGGAAAAGACCUUGACUUGAAGAAUCUGGCAGAUUCAUAUGCCCUCGGAAUGCAGACCAUCGAACUAGGGCGCGAAAAUCUGACCGACAUCGAAUUGUUCAUCGAACAUCACAUGGCCCGUGCUCAAACCCCGAAGUCUCCUUGGAGACACAACAUCGAAUUGAAGAAAAGCAUCAUGAAGGACCUGAGAGAGUCAAAUGAGGGAAAUUAUCGUGAUAUAAUAGCCGGGAUUGAGCAUAUAUCCAACAUGAAAGACGAAGGAGAGAUCGAGAGGUGGCUGACGCGGGAAGACGUGGCGUCUAUCCACCCGAUCGCUGUAGCCAUCGAAGAACUUGACAGGCAUUGCAGCCCCAGUGACUUACAAGCUAUCACCGAGCUGAUUCUUGGGGUCAUGAGCGGAAAAGCGUGGUUGAGUCCAAUUCAGUUGGAAGCCGCAUUGUUGCUCAGAUCUCAAGCACUGACUGGAGCAACUCCUGGCGUCUCAAAUCGUCAAAAGUCCAGGUCAGGGUAUCUGAAGUCAAAGCUCCAGAAUCAGUGGCACCAGCUCUUCGACAUUGAUGACGAUGGCGAUGUGACGUUCAAGAACACUGGACUUGAUACCGCAGGGCGCGUCAUUCCGUUAAGACAACGAAACAUAGACGACAGAGGCGGACUUGGAAACUCUGCCGACGUCCAGCCAGCCGAGGUGGCACUGCUACAGCACUAUCUUAAAUCCAUGUGCCCAACCGAGACCUACGAAAAAUUUGGAUUCGCAAUGUUCUUCAACGACAAACUUCUUCAACGGGAGAAUCGCAUCUGUCAAGACCCGCGCAACGCUGAGAUUACUCUAUCGUUACGUUGCUUGACCUGUCUCGUUGAGACGCGCAAUGAAGUCACCCAAGUGCUUUAUGAUUACGCAUUAGAGUAUCUGUCGACACAUCUCCGUUUCUCAGUCUCUAUCGAAGACGACCUUGACGAGCUGGCGCAGGCCAGCGCUCUUUCAUCCACGGACAGUAACCUUCGGGCCCAAGUGGGGCCUCUACUGAUGAAACUAUUCACGGAAGACUAUGCCUUGAACUCUUUAUUGCAGAUUCAUCACUCUUUUGACAACGAAGAGUCAGCGGUGAAGAUGGCUGUCAAGUGCUUCCUUACGAAAGAGGCGACGGAUCGUGACGUUGAGAUCGCUUUCACAUUCUUACUUGUUGCGGAGGCAAGGUCCCAGCAACUGGAUCUUAGCGGCGAAAAAACCCUGGAAACAUAUGUUUGGACCCCGUCUGCGCAACGAGUGCAGGAGGUAGAAGCGUGGUCUUGGCAAAUUGCGCCGCCUGAAUUGGAUAGAUCAACCUGGGAGGCCCGCAUGGCCUCAGUUGUCCUUCAUUUCUAUCUCAGUGGGAACGAGUGCAUCACGAAAGAAUACGUGCAACAACGAGCAAAGUUCGCAAGAGGGCUGAGCAAUUCCACUUGGCAAGUGUCACAAACCCUCGCUCGAGCUGUUGAAGAUGUCGAUGCCGCCGAAGUUCUGGAGGAUUUGAUCAAGGAUCUUACGAAAGACAGGAAGUGGUGCGAUGUUCCUUCCAACAGACCCAUCUUGGCCGAGAUUUAUCUGGAUCUCGGUGACAGGUAUUGGACAUUGGGCGAUUCUACAAGACAAUCAGCCGCCUUCGAGAUGCACUUGAAGAGCAUCAAAGAAGACACGAGUCAUCGUCAACGAUAUCUUGGAAUAAUAUCCCGUUACGCGGAAGUCAAAGCCUGGGGGCUUAUCAAGUCUUUUAUCGAGGCACUGUCCAAAAGACCUCAUUCGAGCGAUGGUACACCAAUUGGAAAAAUGGUGGUACAAGGUGUUCUCGAAGACCAGGCUUUCAGCACUAGCAUCAGCGAUGCCGCAGAGAACUUGAACGAAUGGGGGUUUUUGAAACAUGCCUACGAUCAAGCCCUGAGAGAAAGGAUGUCCCCUUUCGAAGCAUUCUCCAUACGCCGCGCAUAUGGAGAGGCCCUCCAGAACGCAAAGAAUGAGGGGGACAAACUGCUGAAGGUUUGGGAGGACAUGCUCGAGGCAUCAAAGGACCUCGGCUACUUAACACGACCUGCUAUCACCUUCUUGGUGCCAAAGCUUAUGCCGAUAUACACAAAACGUGCUAUUCUGGCUGCAGCACUCGAGGAUUCGCCCAUAACUCCCACCUCCACCUCAUCCAAAAGGAUCGAUUUUCUAUACGAAGUAUUUCGGAAUACCACUGAUUUCUCGACUUACGUUGUUUUAUAUUUCACACGGUCUUUUCUUCUUCGCAAAGACCGUACGCGGGCGAUAGAGUCGGUGGCGGAGCUGCUGGCGCAGUCUUUGGACAUGAUGUCCAACGAUGACCAGAGCGACGAUAUUCAAUGUUUUAUACAACUUCAAGCCAUCUUCUCGACAUUCAACGAUGUACAGAAUACGUGCGCUGCUUGGCAAAUGGUAGCAGCCGCAAAUGAACAGCAAUUCGAGGCGCGAAUGGAUACGUGGAAGUUCCGAACCGGCGCGAAGGACGGUCCCAAAUACAACCAAUCUCCGCCAGAGACCGAAGAUUGGGCUGAGGACCAUCAGACGCCCAAGGAGCCCAGUAGAGACCCAGUGGUUUGGUGUGACGAUUGCGGCAAAGAAUACUCUUCUCCAAGUGGUAUUUGGACGUGUAUGGAUGAAAGUGGCCUGGUUCAGCUGGAUCAAGAAUGCUACAGAUUGCUUAAAGGGGGUAAGAAUUAUCAGGGAAAGGAUGUGUGCGAUUCAUCCCACCACUUGAUGCAAAUUCCCAAGUUUACCGUCAAGGAGAUAAUGGGAAGGAUGAAAGAUGGAAAGGUGAGAGUCGGCGAGUGCGAUAUCACCUUGGAUGGAUGGAAGGAAAGCAUCAUUGCUGAAUAUGAGGUACGGGCGCAAACUUGA